Cyclospora cayetanensis is the source of this 1395-nucleotide messenger RNA. RefSeq names its product kinetochore protein NDC80 homolog. The record is from RefSeq and is a predicted model, not a curated record. Bases 1 to 1395 code for a protein of 464 amino acids. Gene Ontology annotation, cellular component: Ndc80 complex. The transcript is spliced from 13 exons. NCBI's taxonomy places the organism in Eukaryota, Apicomplexa, Conoidasida, Eucoccidiorida, Eimeriidae. Gene Ontology annotation, biological process: attachment of mitotic spindle microtubules to kinetochore.
AUGGAGCCCCUCAUUGGGGGUCCGACUUCUCCCUUUCGCGCGAAUGCAAUUUCGGCUGCUUCUUCGAUUCUUCCAGAGAGUCAGCAGCCACGGGAGCUAAGCGAGUUUUCCUUCUACAAGGCAGUCAAUCCAGCAGACAAAGCUCUCCACAGCACAUACAGAAGACGAAAGAGGAGCGCUGAAGCGACAAAGCUUAAGUUCCUUUCCUUCUCGGAAUUUCCUGGUCCCCUCUCCGCAAAGGCGUUGAGCAGCCCUCAGCGCUCGUUGCUAAUUGACAUUUGGGGACACCUCUUCAGGCGCUGCUUCGAUGACUCCGUGAAAAUAACGGCAGAGAACGUUAACGACGAAGUUCCCAGACUGUUCAAAGAGAUCGGAUAUCCGUUCCCCAUCAGCAAGAGCGCGAUGCUAGCGCCAGGGACCGGCCACCAAUGGCCCCAUCACCUCGCAGCUUUGAGUUGGCUUUGCGAGCUGCUCAUCUACGAGAACGAGUUUUUUUUCCAAGAAGAGGAGAUCGCAGACUUUUAUGGUUACGGCCUGCGGCAAAAAAUUCGAGGCUUUUUCGACGGGGUGUCUGUACAGGGUCGCGGUGACGUGGUCGGUCGCUUGGUGGCAUCCGCAUAUCCGCAACUCGGGCGGGAUCCUCAGGGCCUAAAGGCCUCUGUGUUGAGGCAGCUGCAUACGAUGAACGCUGAAGCGGAGGCAGCGCAGCAGCAGGUGCAGCAACAACUCCAGCAGCGGCAGCAGCAGCUCGCAAGAGUCGAAGGAGAGCUCCGUGAUAACGCCUCGCUCAUGGAGUCCAUAGAGCAGCUGACUAAAGAAGCUGACGACCUGCGCGCCAGCAUAGCUGAAACGAAAGCCGAAAUUUCUCACCAGUUCUUUCCUCUGUGGUGGCUAAUUAAUCGUGGAUGCGACCGCUGCUGUGGGGGGGUUCAGGAUGGGCACGCUGCAGCAGCUGCGGCAGAGCGAGAUUUGCUGCUCCAACAGCAGAAGGGGGUUCUUGCGGAAGUGAGGCAACUGGAGGAACGUAUCAAGGCUCAGGGGAUCGACAAGGCCGAAGUCGAGCAGAUUCGACACGACAUCUCCAGACUGCGGGAGGGUCUUGCUCACCGAACGAAAGAGAUAGAAUCCCUCAACGAGGCCGUCCAGGCCCUUAUCGAUCAGUCGGUUGGUGCUGCGGGCUCUCUGUUUCUCGCUCUGCAGGUGAACGAAUGCAUCAGCAGCAUGAGCCAGCUCGCGGUGUCUGUAAAGCUGCCAACUGCAGAGGCCUGGAAUGCGCUCCCAAGGAUGACGCCUGCCGCUGGGGGUGCUGCAGCUGCAGCCGACAGGAUCGCAGAGGCGGCAGCGGCCGCUGCCGCAUGCGAUGUGAAGCGUGCAACAAACGGAAUUGUCAGUUGA